UAUGGAUCGGUACAGUGAGGUAAUUUUUUUCGUUACUAGCGCCAAUGUUGAACAUAUAAAGCUUCACACACAAACACACACCCAGAGUUGAAGGAAAACAAUCAAAACAACUGAAGAUAAUUUGCAAAAGUUGAUAUGUACAAGCAAAAAAUAAAAUCAAAAAAUAAUUCCAAAGUAAAUCAAAGAAAAAUAAUUGUGAAUAAUAGUAUUAAAAAAGGCUUAUCGUUACAUCCCGUAUUAUAAAGUUCGCGGUUUCGUUGUCUAAUGUAAACAACGCCAUAACCGUUUCCAACACAACUUUUUCUUUAGAUCGAGUAAUAAAAUAUCCUCUCGUUCGGUAUUUGUGAAGUUCUGUGUCCAACUAUGGUCGAAUAUUGUGCGUGUUCUUUGCUAAAAAGUGUUUAAUCGAAAAUAUCCGGAUUUAGCACGUUCCUUUCGUAAAUUGUUGAUGUACUGACAAGGGAGAUGUCCGACAUAACAAUGAAACAAUAGUACGGACACAGCCAAAAUACCUCAAAUCAAAUGAACGUUUACAUCGCUCCUCAUAUGUCUCGCCAUUGGGGCAUGGCAUAGUAAGCGCCAAUUUGUUGGUAAAUAUCAAACACCAUCACACUGCCGUCAAUAACUGCCACCUCUGCAAAAAUUUUCCCCACCCCCAACCACCCAUUCACGACAAUGCUCGUGCGAAAAUAAGUGUUACGUUGUAAAAAGCCAAAGAAAAACGUGCACACUAAGCAAAAAUAAAAUGUUAAGUAAAACAAAAGUACAGCGCGAUUAACGAGAGUACAAAGUGAAACGAAAUCAGAAGGCAUCCCGAGCAAAACUAAGGAGGAGACGCAUACAAAAAAUUACGAAAUAAAAUUGUUAUAGGUAUUUUUCAUAACGUGAAUUGGAUUAGUAAUCAUCUCUACGAGACGGAAAUAGACACACACACAUACGCGUAAACGUUAACGCGUAGGGACGAACAAGAAUCAAGCCGACAUAAGUGUGUUGGUAGGUGAUAAAAAAAAAAAUAAAAAACUCAACAACAACAACACAAAAGGAGGAACGGCAACUUAAUCAACCAAAACGAAGCCGAGAUACACGUUUUUGUUUGGCAUUAACUUUGAUAGCUGUUGCUGAAUUCGGAGUUAUCAUCGCUGCCGAAGGAAGAAGAUCUGGCUUUUCGUACUCUGCUGACGUUUUCACAUCACCUGUCGGCAACAUUUUAAAUUAAAUUAAAAUCAAUAUCAAAUAUUGAGAUUUGAAAUUAAAUAAAAAAAAUAAAUUUUAGCCAUGAUUGGAAAAAGGAAAUUCCUGCAUCAGUGGUUCAACUGGCUGUUUGGAAUCUGUCUAAUCAUAUCUGAUAUCAGCAUAUGUGUUGAUUGUCUGAAAGAUUUAAAAAUAUUCGUACCAGAUGCUGUUAUUAUGGGCAAUGCAGCGACGCUGUCGUGUCAGUACGACCUGGAACAGGCGGCGUUAUAUUCGGUGCGUUGGUAUUUCGGUACCGAGGAAUUCUAUCGCUACGUGCCAAAAGAGUCACCUCCGACACUGGUCUUUCCGGUGUCUGGCAUCAAUGUCGAUCUCUCGAAUUCAGAUGCCACAUCGGUCACAUUGAAGGGCGUUACCCGCGAACUAACGGGCAGCUAUCAGUGUGAAGUGUCCGAGGAUGCCCCGCUCUUUCACACAGAUAUCCGGUCGGCUCACAUGCAAGUCAUUGAAUUGCCGAAAGAUGAUCCUACGAUGCAGGUGGAGAAGAAAAUCAUAACCGCCAAUGACUAUUUUAAGGCAGUCUGCACAAUUGGACCCUCAUAUCCGGCGGCAAACAUAACGUGGUACAUAAACGGCAGAAAGGUCUACAAAACACCCUUUCAACGCAUUACACAAACAACCAGUGAAGGUUCCGGUACUGUGUCGUCCCUAGAUAUCUAUCCACACAGUCAAGUGCUGCAGGGAUUCUUCCAAGCCAUGCCAAAAUACCAGACCAGUAUACUGCUGCUUUGUGAAGUCUCUAUUCUGCACGUCUUUCACAAAAAUGUCCAACAGCGUAUCUUCCUGAGCAUUGGACCACCUACGACUAUAUCGCCAAAUCUUUUGGGGCUGGAGGGUUCGAAACGCAUGAACGGCGACCCAGACAAUUCUGCGCUGACCGGCAGGGGGUCGAAACAGGCAUCAACGUUCUUGCCACUGGCACUGAUCGUGGGAUUUGUUGCGAGUAAUAUUCUGCUGAGCAGAGGGAGAACGGCCGUUCUCGGUGUGGCGCCAGUGGUAACGGCACAACGCUCUCUUCAACUGUGACCAAAUGACAAUUAUUUAUAAAUGCUGAAAUCACAUAAAUAAAAUUUAUAGAAUUUUCUGUUAAAAUAAGUAACACGUUUACUCACACACAUACACACUGUCACACAAAUAAACUCAAUAAAAACAAUUUAAUAAUUAUAAUAAAAUUAUUGCAUUUUGCAAAAAAAAAGACAGAAAACAAAAUAAAAUAACAGCAACAAAAACUAUAUGAUAAGUAAACAAUAACAUGACAAAAACAAAAAAUAACAAUCCAUAGAUAAUAGGCAACCGUAAACACACACACACCUACAUACAUACACACAAACACACAGAAAACACUCAUACAAACACUCAAGCAUAUGCAAAGCAUUGUUAAAACUCGAAUUCGAUCUGGGCAAAUCGAUUGGGAAAUAGCAACAACAACAACAAAACGAGUCAGGUGCCAGAAGUCCGACGUGGUAAAUAAACAAUCGCCAGAUAAACUUUUUGUUUAUGUUUAAUAAAUAAAACGUACAAUACUGGACAAAAAAAUAAAAACUGUUUAUUAUUAUUAUUUUAUUAAAAUGUUGAAAUUGUUUAAUUAAAUUUUAUACGGCCAAGGAAAAAAAGCGCAAAAGCAAAUAAAAUUAUGAUAAUUUUGACAUAUGAAUAUUGGUUUAACAUAAAAAAUCGCACACAUUUACACACACACGCGUACAUCCGUACCAAAACAUAAAAUCAACAAACACCAGAGAGCUACAACUGUCACAAGCAUAAGUAAAUAAUUGAAACUAAAGUGCCCUACUUAAAGUUGGUUUAGUGAAAAAAAAAAUCGAAGAGAAUAAAAGUCGAAUUGUAUCGACAUCGAAAAAAGAAUCUCAGAUUAAUGUCAAUUUCGAGUGUUACAAAAUAUAUUUCUGCAUUUUAAAUUCUGAAUUCUAUAGAAUAUGUAGAGUCUUUAAGUCUUUAGCUCGGAUGAUGUAUAGUUCAUUUUAAAUAUACAUUUACUUUAAACACUUUAAAAUAUACAUUAAAUAAUUUUGAGUACAAAUGACGAAGAUGAUAGAUUAAUUCCUUGUGAAGUUAUCUCGUUUCAUAUGAGACCAUCCGGACGCUGU
Musca domestica (house fly) is the source of this 3353-nucleotide messenger RNA. RefSeq lists its product as uncharacterized. The record is from RefSeq and is a predicted model, not a curated record. The transcript is spliced from 7 exons. Lineage: Eukaryota; Metazoa; Arthropoda; Insecta; Diptera; Muscidae. The coding region runs from base 1276 to 2277 and encodes 333 amino acids.